Nerophis ophidion (straightnose pipefish) is the source of this 1434-nucleotide messenger RNA. RefSeq names its product shisa family member 9b (gene shisa9b). Gene Ontology annotation, biological process: regulation of short-term neuronal synaptic plasticity; regulation of AMPA receptor activity. The record is from RefSeq and is a predicted model, not a curated record. Gene Ontology annotation, cellular component: postsynaptic density; dendritic spine membrane; postsynaptic membrane. The transcript has 4 exons. NCBI's taxonomy places the organism in Eukaryota, Metazoa, Chordata, Actinopteri, Syngnathiformes, Syngnathidae. Bases 233 to 1375 code for a protein of 380 amino acids.
GAGAAGCAGCCUGGAGGAGGCUGGCGACCAACAGCACCACCCUCUCCCCGUGGCUUCACUUCUGCAGGGGGCUAAAAGGUGGCAGCUGGCAUUGCUUGGCAUUGAGAAGAAGUACGAGUGCGCACGGGUGCGAGGGAAGUUGGUGCGCACUUUUACGCGCAGCCCUGCCUCGUCUCCGAGGAGGAUGUGAGCUCGUCUGCACGUGGCGGUUAACAAUAAAACGGGAGAAAAGAUGCACGCCACUGAGUUGCUGCUGCUGGCUUAUUUCCUCGUCAAAGUGACGGCGGAAGGCGAACCCCCGGAGCGCGCGGCGGACGAGCUGCUGCUGGUGAACGGAUACAACGAGUCGGCGGGAGCCACGGCCAGCGGCGUCACAGAGAGCCCGCACAUGGAGGACAAGUGCAGCGGCUACUACGACGUCAUGGGCCAGUGGGACCCGCCGUUCGUGUGCCAGACGGGCAACUACCUGUACUGCUGCGGCACCUGCGGGUUCCGCUUCUGCUGCGCCUUCCGCAGCUCCCGCCUGGACCAGACCACCUGCAAGAACUACGACACGCCGCCGUGGAUGAUGACCGGCAGGCCGCCGUCCAAAGUGGACGUGGCGACCGACAACGUCAAGGACAAGAACAACCUCAUCGUUUAUGUCAUCUGCGGGCUGGUGGCCAUCAUGGCUCUGAUCGGCAUCUUCACCAAGCUGGGGCUGGAGAAGACGCAGCGUCCAAACAGAGAGAACAUGUCCAGAGCUAUGGCACAAGUGAUUCGGCAUCCCACUUCGGAACAUACGGAUGAGAUGAGCUUGGGCCUCCAUUAUGAGAACAUACAAACCAGAAUGGCCAUCAACAGCUUCCACAGCCCCCAGAUGAACAACGCAACGCCAGCAUCGCCUGUGUUAACAGAACCGUACGCCAUCCUGGAACCGAUCAGCAGCCCUUACGAGCCCCAAACGUCCAUCCAGGACCUCAACAAGUAUGCCACGCUCAAGGCUGUCGCAGAAAAAGCCAAUGAAAGCUUCUACUCCAACCGCCGGCACGUGAUCGAGCUGACAGCCAAGGGCAGCCUCCCAAUGGAACCCAUGGACACCGAGUCAGAACCGUGCAAUCCCUACAGCCCACUCAGACAGACCUUGACCAAGCAGGGUGGACGCAAACACAAGAGUCCGAAGAGCCACAGUUCCCACUCGCUGUCUUACGCCUGCGCCACUUUAGCCAGCCCGGCGGCCAUGUUGAGGCCGUGGGAAAGCAAUGACAUGCUGGGACUGAGGCACAACUAUGGCCAAAAGACACUCUCUGUCGUGGAAAAGGAGCUUCACAACAGUCGCUACCUGCCUCCGCAGCCAUACUUUGUGACCAACAGCAAGACAGAGGUGACGGUGUGACAGGAACGGUUGAAAACAAAUGCGGUGUGACUGCGUGCGUUGGUGUCUAAUAAGACUAU